Molecule: messenger RNA, 3192 nt
Organism: Jatropha curcas
Lineage: Eukaryota; Viridiplantae; Streptophyta; Magnoliopsida; Malpighiales; Euphorbiaceae
Product: hAT transposon superfamily
Molecular function (GO): DNA binding; protein dimerization activity
Source: RefSeq, a predicted model, not a curated record
AAUUAGAAAAAGAAGAAACCAACCAUCGACUCCAUCCCCCUUCGGAAAUAUCAAAACCUAACCUAGAUUAAGAACCAGACCAAUUAUCGGUUCACCCAAAAGCUCCCGUCAGCUGCUGGUUUAUACGGCGACCAGACCUGCAAAAAGCUUCGAUUUAUCCUCUCGCAAGACUAAUCCACGAGCAGAUCACCGGUGAUUGUGAAACCAGAAACCAAUUGGGUCGAUUACAAACGAGUCGCUGCUGUUUAACCGGUCUUAAGUUGGAUGGCGUCAACAAGUUCAGGCCAUAAACAAGAUGUGGGUUGGAAACAUUGUGAAACGCUGAACGAAGGGGGAAAGGUGCACUUAAAAUGCAUGUAUUGUGGUAAAGUCUUCAAGGGUGGUGGGGUUUUCAGGUUUAAGGAGCAUCUUGCAGGUCGUAAGGGUGGAGGACCAAUGUGUCUGAGGGUUCCUCCUGAAGUUCGCAUUUUGAUGCAACAAGUGCUUGAUGCCCAUUCUGCAAAACAGAUCCAAAGACAGAAUAAGGCUUUGGUCACUCAAGAAGCAAUACCUUUGGCAGUUGACUUUGAUACUCCAUUAACCGUACGUACUACCCGCCAAAAAAAGGACUUGGCUUGGAAAUAUUGCCAAAUGUUGAAACAGGGUGACAAGGUGCAACUUAAGUGUAAAUAUUGCGGUAAAGUGUUUAAAGGUGGUGGCAUUCAUAGAUUAAAGGAGCAUCUUGCUGGUCGAAAAGGCGCUGCGCCUGUUUGUGUCCAAGUUCCACCGGAUGUUCGCCUUUUGAUGCAAGAGAGUUUAAAGGAGGUUGUAGAGAGGCAAAAGAAGAAACAGAAAGUUAUCAUGGAAAAUGUGAACAAUGUUGGGACACCUCCAGCUCCUAACGGUGAUGGAGAUACAUUUGGUGAUGGUGAUGGUGAUGGUGAUGGGGAUGGGGAUGAUGAUGAUGAUGAUGAUGAUGAUGAUGAUGAUGUUGAUGAUGAUUACGAAUAUACUGAAGCUCCAGGUUCUGUUGAACUGAAUUCCAAUGUCUCAUUAGAUGAAGAAGUUAGGAUAAAUCGUGGAAAUUUGGACAAAAGGAAGAGGGGAAGAGGUAAAACUUCUGCACUUGUUGCUCAGGUUGAUCCUUUGAAUGCAGUGAAUUUGAAAAUUGUUGAGAAGCCUAUUCACAUGACAAUGGGUCGAUUCCUUUAUGAUAUAGGAGCAAAUUUAGAUGCACUGGACUCAAUCUAUUUCCAACGGUUGAUUGAUAUGAUUUCUUCUGGAGUGUCAGGGGUAGUGGCACCUUCACAUCAUGAUCUCCGUGGUUGGAUAUUGAAAAAUUUAGUGGAAGAAAUAAAAAAUGACAUUGAUCAAUAUAAGAAAGUAUGGGCUAGGACAGGUUGUACCAUCUUGGUUGAAGAAUUGAAUUCAGAAAGUGGUAAAACCAUACUAAAUUUUCUGGUGGAUUGUUGUCAAGGAACUGUAUUCUUGAAAUCUGUGGAUGCAUCACAAGCCAUAUACUCUACAAAUGAUCUGCAUGCAUUGCUUAAACAGAUAGUGGAAGAAGUUGGUGCCAAUUAUGUUUUGCAGGUGAUUACUAAUGGUGAUGAACAUUAUAAUGUUGCUGGCAAGAAACUUAUGGAUACUUUUCCUUCUCUAUAUUGGGCUCCUUGUGCAGCUCGUUGUAUUGAUCUAAUACUAGAGGAUUUUCGAAAACUCGAUUGGAUAAAGGGAGUAAUUGAACAGGCUAGAUCUGUCACAAGAUUUGUCUACAAUCAUGGUGCAGUUUUGAAUAUGAUGAGAAAGUUUACAGGUGGAAAAGACAUCGUUCAACAGGGAUUAACUCGUUCUGCUACUAACUUCACCAUGUUGCAAAGGAUGGCUGAUUUUAAACUCAACUUGCAAAAUAUGGUUACUUCACAGGAAUGGAUGGAUUGCCCACAUGCGAAGCAACCGGGAGGAUUAGCAAUGUUAGAUAUUAUUAGUAAUAGGUCAUUUUGGUCUUCAUGCAUUUCGAUCAUCCGUUUAACGAGUCCGCUCUUGCGGGUUUUAGGAAUAGUUAGUAGUAAAAAGAAAGCUGCAAUGGGAUAUGUUUUUGCAGGCAUGUAUCUAGCGAAAGAAACAAUUAAGAGAGAACUAGUUAAGAGAGAGGAUUACAUGACCUAUUGGAAUAUCAUAGAUAAGAGGUGGGAUCAACAAAAGCAUCCUCCUCUUCAUGCUGCAGGUUUCUUCCUUAACCCGAAGUUCUUUUAUAGCAUUGAAGGAGAAGUGCAUAAUGAGAUUUUGUCAAGAGUGUUUGAUUGCAUAGAGAGAUUGGUACCCGAUGUGGAUGUCCAAGAUAAGACUGGGAAAGAAUUAAACUCAUACAAGAAUGCUGUGGGAGAUCUUGGGAGGAAGAUGGCAAUUAGAGCAAGAGAAACUCUGCUUCCCGCUGAAUGGUGGUCUACAUAUGGUGGUGCCUGUCCAAAUUUGGCCCGUUUGGCCCUUCGUAUUCUCAGUCAAACUUGUAGUUCAAUUGGGUGCAAGCACAAUCAUAUUCCUUUUGAAAAGGUACAUGCCACCAAAAACUGCCUAGAGCGUCAAAGGCUGAGUGAUCUUAUCUUUGUACAGUACAAUUUGCGUCUCAAGGAAAAGGUUGAUGAAAACAAAAACCAGCUUCCUUUGGACCCUAUAUCAUUUGACAAUAUUAGUCUCGUUGAAGACUGGAUCAUGCAAAGUGAGCUUUAUUUAGAAGACAAUGACAACAGAGAUUGGAUGUCUCUAGUUCCCCCUCCUUCUGCUAACACAGGAUCGCCUGUUGAUGUUGUUGAAGACUGGGGUGCUGGGUUUGAUGAUUUCGAGAUUUUUGAUGGACUGAAGGAAUUUAAGUAAAAAGGAAAAUGAAAAUUGAUGUAAUAACCAAAGCAUCAUCGGUGUUCCUGGAGAACUCUUGCUUCGCUAUAAACUGCAGAAAGGUAUUGUAGUAAAUGUUUAUGUUUGAAGCUAUUGUACAGCUCUGACCAAGUAUGAUGCUCUGUUGUUUAUGCUCCUAUAUCAACUUAGAAAAUAUUAUAGUUUUAAGUUAAAUAUUGUUGCUUUAGUUGAUUAGAACCUAUGAAUUAGUCUCGCUUGAAGUUUGAAGGGUUCAUCUAACUAUCAUGUGGAUACUAGUGUUUAAGAUUGUGAAUUCAGACAACCUGGUUAAGUACUCCUGCAGUUUAUCCUUUUCCUCUA